This is a messenger RNA of Spinacia oleracea (spinach), 956 nucleotides long. Its product is annotated as dormancy-associated protein homolog 3. The coding region runs from base 109 to 504 and encodes 131 amino acids. The transcript has 3 exons. The record is from RefSeq and is a predicted model, not a curated record. Lineage: Eukaryota; Viridiplantae; Streptophyta; Magnoliopsida; Caryophyllales; Amaranthaceae.
UUCUUCAGUAACGAACUCACUACCGUUUCGCAUCCACGUUUCGCCGCCUGUUAAUCUAACGUUUCUUUUCUCUUUUAAAGAAAACGCCGGUUGGUUAGUUAGUUAGUUAUGGGUCUUUUGGAGAAGCUUUGGGAUGAUACUAUUGCCGGACCUCAGCCGGAUUCCGACCUUGGACGUCUCCGCAAAUUCGAUACUUUAAUCACUCGCUCUUCUACCCCUUCUAAGGAAAUGGAGGGAGAGAGAUCCUACAGUGGAGAUGCGAUAUCGGGGGCGGAAAAUCAGGAGGAAGUCAAAGUUUCGAGAAGAAUAAUGAUAGUGAAACCACCUGGAUACAAUCAGAAUUCUGGAUCAGCUCCGGCGAGUCCUGCCGGAUCUACGCCGCCGUCAUCGCCGUUUUCCGGAAGCAGAUCAGGAGCAUUCAGGUUUCGGAGGAGAUCAACGUCAGACGCGAAUGAAAAGGCAGCGAAUGAGGACUGCACCUGCCGAAGCUCUCCUCCUCCUUAAGAUGUCUGAUGUCUGAUAUCUGAAAGUUGGAAACAACUGAUCGAGGCUCGACUAAUCUCUCUCCAGUUUCCACCCUAGUUUAAAGGCUUUGCUAACACGUACUGUCGUUGAGGCUUCACCAAACCCAGCCUUCGUCCAUGUGUCAUAUACUUAUAAAUCACUUGUAAACUGGACUUGCAGCUUGCUUGUGGUAUAUGUAAAUAUUUGGUGUAUGGACUUUUACUUCUCUGAGUUACCUCCGGGCUUAGGCCGUCCAUGUGAAAUAUAGGGAUUGCGCGCGCACCUUGUAAUAUAUCCCGUGUCGUUUGAUAGUUUGUACGGAGUAGUAUGAGUUGUGAUGAUGGUGUUCAUGCAACCACGAUGUUAUCCUCUUUGCAGUAGUCUUUCACUCUUCCUCUUGUAAGGUUUGUUCUCAAUGAAAUAUGAAUGCCGGAAUUUCGUUUUUGUAUGAA